This is a messenger RNA of Nycticebus coucang (slow loris), 1449 nucleotides long. It is a transcript of the gene UBE2M, whose product is annotated as ubiquitin conjugating enzyme E2 M. The record is from RefSeq and is a predicted model, not a curated record. NCBI's taxonomy places the organism in Eukaryota, Metazoa, Chordata, Mammalia, Primates, Lorisidae. The transcript has 6 exons. The coding region runs from base 519 to 1070 and encodes 183 amino acids.
AAGCGGGCAGGCGGCGGAAAUACCCGAAGCGGCAAGGCGCCCGAGGCCGUUGCCGACCUUCGCGCCGAAGCCGCGGCUGCCGCAGAAGCCGAGCCGCCUCAAGAACGCGGCAGCCGGCCGCCGCCUAAUCCUUCACCCCAAGCCUCAGCCCCCUCGCGGAGUGAUCGAUUGAGCGGGCGAGCGGCGCUACCCAAGAAGCGCAGCUUGGCCUGGGAAGACAGAGCGGGCCAGGGGGCGGAGGGAGCGGCCGUGGGGGGGGAGGUAGGGGCGGGGCCGAGCGGGCCCGAGAACAGACGAGUUAGUCCGAGGGCUGCCGAGGGAUAGCGAGGCGCUGGGCCAGGCCGGAGCCGGACUACGGGAGCCGAGGCGGGCCGCGCGGUGGGCGCGGAGCGGCGCGGCAGGCCCGGCGGGCGGCGGCGGCGGCGGGUCCGAGGAGCGGAGGCGACGCGGGCGGCGGUGGGGGACUGGGUGGCCGGGAUCCCGGGCCCCGCAGCGGCGGCAGCGGCGGCGGCGGCAGGAUGAUCAAGCUGUUCUCGCUGAAGCAGCAGAAGAAGGAGGAGGAGUCGGCGGGCGGCACCAAGGGCAGCAGCAAGAAGGCGUCGGCGGCGCAGCUGCGAAUCCAGAAGGAUAUAAACGAGCUGAACCUGCCCAAGACGUGUGAUAUCAGCUUUUCAGACCCAGAUGACCUCCUCAACUUCAAGCUGGUCAUUUGUCCUGAUGAGGGCUUCUACAAGAGCGGGAAGUUUGUGUUCAGUUUUAAGGUGGGCCAGGGUUACCCGCAUGACCCCCCCAAGGUGAAGUGUGAGACGAUGGUCUAUCACCCCAACAUUGACCUCGAGGGCAACGUCUGCCUCAACAUUCUCAGAGAGGACUGGAAGCCAGUCCUUACGAUAAACUCCAUAAUUUAUGGCCUGCAGUAUCUCUUUUUGGAGCCCAACCCUGAGGACCCACUGAACAAGGAGGCUGCCGAGGUCCUGCAGAACAACCGGCGGCUGUUUGAGCAAAAUGUGCAGCGCUCCAUGCGGGGUGGCUACAUCGGCUCCACCUACUUUGAGCGCUGCCUGAAAUAGGGUUGGCUCAUACCUGCCCCUGCCAGGGCCAGCAGCCCUGGCAUCCCCUGCAAAUAUUUAUUGGGGGCCAUGGGUAGGGGGUUGGGGGGCGGCCAAUGAGGGAAUCUCCUGCGUUGGACUUGUCUCCUCUCCCUGCCACCUUCCCCUAGUUAUUUUUUUUUUCUACCACCAUGUGAUUAAGGUCGGUGUUGCCUCCCCCGACCAACUCAGCGAUGGGAAAUGAAUUGGCUUGUCCAGCCCCCGUCCCAGCUGAGUGCUGUCUAGCCCCCAUUCCGGGCUGUAGGGUGGGUAGGCAAGGGGCCUGGGUAGCUAGGCCCGGUCGACCCACCCCUCCACCAUUGGAGGUCCCACCAGGCUAUUAAAGGGGAAUGUUACUGCA